This is a messenger RNA of Rubroshorea leprosula, 961 nucleotides long. NCBI's taxonomy places the organism in Eukaryota, Viridiplantae, Streptophyta, Magnoliopsida, Malvales, Dipterocarpaceae. The record is from the annotation of a GenBank genome assembly.
AAACCCUAAUCCAUCAGGGAGACCAUUUUCAGAACGAAGUAUCCAUCGAGGAAGCAACCGUACAAUGCGGCAUUCAAGAAUUCUGUUCAACAUCUACAAGCAGAACCCUAGCUCGUUCCUCUUUUCUUCUGAACACCGUCUCCCUACUUUGUCACAGCAUCGCUCAAUCUUCACCUCGUCACCCACCCAUGCCUCGUGGAUGGAUACGAUCAGAAGGGUCUUCACCGGCAAAAAGGGCUCUACAGAGGACCCCAAGGAUGCCGCCCAAUCGUUUACCCUACUCCAUUUUGCUGAUGUGUUAAAGAAUGCCAGAAGGUUAGGGACAUUUAAGCAGUGCAUGGUGGGUCAAAGCAGUGAAGCAACAUUUGUUGAUGCUUUUGAGAAACAGGAAGCCAUUAAUCUUUGAGGUCGAUCCUUCAGGAGAGGCUUUGAGGUCGAUCCUUCAGGAGAGAAUCUCCAAAGUAGUCAUUAGCAAGCAACGGCAAAGCAAUUCAAUUGCACAAUAGCUGAUGUUGAGAAUGCACUUGCAAAGUUCACUUGGGCGAAAGAGGCACACAAGAAGAUAGAGAAGUUGAAGGAAGAAGGAAAACCAUUGCCAAAGAGCAUGGGUGAGCUAAGAGUGGCCAGAUCAGCAGAAAUGCACCUUGUCCGUGUGGUUCCCAGAAAAGAUACAAAAGGUGCUGUGGCAAGGAUUAAGGAAAUCCAAAAUAUAAUGGAUUAGAGUCCCACACCCUUAGCUUUAAAGAGACACCCAAGUGUGGCAGAAUAUUUGAGCAGUUGCAGGUGACAACUAGUUGGGUGUCUUGGUUCGUUCUAUGUUCAAUGAGUUUGUUUGUGGAAGACAGGUAAAAGACAAACUGUCAAACUGAGGUGGCAAUCUGAAUUUGUGCAUUUCUUGUUGAUGACUCUUCUUCACAUGUUGAUUGGAUUAUAAAAUCAAAAAUAAAUCUUUAGUUCUCUA